Asterias rubens (European starfish) is the source of this 2015-nucleotide messenger RNA. Its product is annotated as AP-3 complex subunit mu-1-like. Gene Ontology annotation, biological process: intracellular protein transport; endocytosis. The transcript has 10 exons. Bases 1 to 1344 code for a protein of 447 amino acids. NCBI's taxonomy places the organism in Eukaryota, Metazoa, Echinodermata, Asteroidea, Forcipulatida, Asteriidae. Gene Ontology annotation, cellular component: cytoplasmic vesicle; clathrin adaptor complex. The record is from RefSeq and is a predicted model, not a curated record.
AUGGAUGGGGAGGGCUUCACAUACACCCUAAAGAAGGAGAGCGAAAAUAAGGUUUUCUGGAGGUGCUCUGUUCGUAAUAAGAAUAUGUGCUGCCGAGCAACAGUCAUCCAGAAUGGUGAUUCAUUCAAAAAGGGUAAUCAUGCUCACCUUCAUGGUCUGGAGGUAGCCAAAGAUCCAGCAGAAAGAAAAUUUCUUUUGAGAUAUCAGGUCAGUUGCCAUGACGAUGUUCCACCAGUAAUAGCCACUCCACAUCAUUAUCUGAUCAGUAUUUAUAGAAGUCAACUCUUCUUUGUUGCUGUUGUGCAGAAUGAAGUUCCUCCACUGUUUGUGAUAGAGUUUCUUCAUAGGAUCUUUGAUACCUUUGCUGAAUACUUUGGAGAAUGCACAGAGACAGCAAUUAAAGAGAACUAUGUAGUUGUUUAUGAGCUUUUGGAAGAGAUGCUUGACAGUGGUUUCCCGCUAGCGACAGAAUCCAACAUUCUGAAGGAACUAAUCAAACCACCAAACAUCCUUAGAGCAGUGGUUAAUACAGUCACAGGAAGCUCAAAUGUUGCAGAUACGUUACCAAGCGGACAGUUGUCCAAUGUGCCAUGGAGGCGAAGUGGGGUCAAGUACACCAACAAUGAGGCAUACUUUGAUGUGAUUGAAGAGGUAGACUGCAUCAUAGAUAAAUCUGGUUCUGUAGUCUUUGCAGAGAUUCAAGGUCAUAUAGAGUGUAGCGUCAAACUCUCUGGGAUGCCUGAUCUUACCAUGUCAUUUGUCAACCAUCGCCUCUUAGAUGACGUCAGUUUCCAUCCCUGUGUCAGAUUCAAGCGUUGGGAGUCAGAGAGAGUGUUGUCAUUUGUUCCACCUGAUGGCAACUUCCAGUUGUUGACAUAUCACAUUGGAGCUUCAAGUUUGACCGCCAUUCCAGUCUACAUCAAACCAAACAUCUCCUUUAGGGAAACUUCUGGAAGAUUUGACAUCACUAUUGGACCAAAACAGACGAUGGGAAAGACAGUAGAGAAUGUAGUGAUCACAUCAGAUAUGCCUAAACAGGUUUUGAAUAUGAACCUAACCCCCACCCAGGGGAGCUACAGUUUUGACCCCGUCAAUAAGACACUGUCCUGGGAGGUAGGUAAGAUUAAUCCUCAGAAACUUCCAAGUAUCAAAGGGAGUAUCUCGUUACAGAGUGGGGCACCACCUCCUGAGGCUAACCCAACCGUCAAUGUUCAAUUCUCUAUCAGUACUCUGGCCAUAUCUGGAGUCAAAGUCAAUAGAUUGGAUAUGUAUGGAGAGAAAUACAAGCCAUUCAAAGGAGUGAAGUAUAUAACUAAAGCAGGCAAGUUCCAAGUACGAACAUGAGGCAGUACAAACCAAGGGCGUUAUCAAGGCCCAAUUUCAUGGCUCUCCUUACCGCCGAAUUCGGCGCACAUGAUCACCAUUCUCCGCUUACGUGCAAGCGCCGAGCUUCCGCGCUAGCUGUGUAAGCGUAGAAUGCCUAGUACUGUGGAGUACACACGCACAGGAGCCGAAUUCCCUGCUAGCCUGUGAAAUAUGCUUGACGUAAGCACAGAAUUCCCUGCUUACGUAAGCGCCGAUUCUUUGCUUAGGGUUAGCAGAACCAUGAAAUUGGGCCCACAUAUACCAAGUCUUUUAUCUCAGUCUUUGGACCAUGAUAGUAGUUUAUGUAUCAAUCCUUAGUCAUGUACAUGUACGUAUUAACAACUGUUCAGUUAAAAUUGACUAUUUAUAUUGUCGGGUAUUCAUGGACAAGAUUUCAUCAGAUUCUUAUACUGACCCAUUUCAUGAAGUGCAGUGUGCUUACACGCCUCUUUCCUGAACGCCAUUUUGGGAGUCAAAACAUACACAAAGAAAUUGACUUCUAAAAUGGUGGAAAUGGUGGAUGCGCAUUGUGUGAAGGUGCAUUCCCGUUGUGCACUUGGUUAACAUGAAAUCUGGCUUUAAAGGCAGUGGACACUAUUGGUAAUUACUCAAGAUAAUUAUUAGCAUAAAACCUAACUUGGUUACGAGUA